AUGUUCAUUGACUGGAACGAGGAGGAGUUCCAAUCAACAUUUUUACAGACAGACACUCCUUUCACUGAUUUGGAAGACGAAAAUUUAAUGGAACAUUUUAAUUCUCAAAUUGAGUUGCCUCCUCUUCCCCCUACUUCUUCUGUUAUGGAGCCAAUGACCGAUCCAACAUCUUGGUUUUGCGAGGGAUCGUUGGGUGCAGAGAAUCUCAAUUUUGUUCCUAAUACGCUGUCCCAAUCACUACCAAACACACAAUUAAACAACCCUUUAUCAUCUGCGGAUGGGUUAAUGCUUGAUGGACCUGUUUCAUCUGUUCAAAGCCCAGAUAUGACCCUAACGGAUUACUUCAAUCAACUUUCUCACUUGCAAAAUGAGAAUUCGGUUCCGCCUCAAGAUGAUGAGAGAAACUCUAUGCUUCAAGGUUUGAUACCUACCAGAACUGAAAAUAAUGGUAUCGAAAUCAAUCAACCACUCUCUCAUCCAGGAUUGGUCCACCCAAACCCUGGACAGCCAAGGGCAGGGAAUGCCGAACGAUCAUACCCUAGUGGGCCAUUAUUUGUCCCAACCCAAACACAUGGGUUUUCGGGUUUCAAUGAUACGAGUAACUCUCAUCCUGCAGGGAGUUCUAGAUCUGAACACUUUCAAUUAUCUGCUAGUGAUGGCUAUGGUGCACAAUACGCACCGAACUACAGCUACACGCAGUACGAUUCCAUUGCUUAG
Messenger RNA from Sphenostylis stenocarpa, 717 nucleotides. NCBI's taxonomy places the organism in Eukaryota, Viridiplantae, Streptophyta, Magnoliopsida, Fabales, Fabaceae. The record is from the annotation of a GenBank genome assembly.